AAGUAGAGCAGCUUAUCAUUUACUCCCACAGAGCUCUGUCAUGCUAAACCUAAACGAAGUCUAAAAUCUUGCAAAUGUGCCGAAGUACACGUUUCAAAUAAUCGAUACUUCAUUCAGGAUGUGGUCAAGUUGCUAUGCCCAACAGUAAAUUCUGAUAACUCAUGAAGAUGUGAAAAUAAUUUCUUCGUCUCUUCCGUCGGAUUCUUUGCCACCUCUUGGUGAGCCUCAAGAGAUUCCCACCCAACAAGCAUUACAAGUCGAUUCUCCCUCUCUGGAUUAAACCCCCAAGUUGACAGCGUCACAGUCUUCGUAUCCUGGUUCGCAAGAGUGUCAAGGUAAGGUGCGAUCUCGUCCUUUGUCCUUCCUUCUCUAAGCGUGAAGUAGACGACUUCACAGACUGGAGCGGUUAAUGCUGCGGUCGGAUCAACAGGAAAUUGGAUACGGUCUACUUCGAUUUUAUCCCUAAGUGAUGAGUCGAGCUCUGAACGUGAAGUCAAGGUUUGAGACCCGUGCGCUCCGAAGACGGAAAUUGCGUAUCCGCGAGUAGGGUCCUCAAUUUGGACGCCAUGAUAGGAUCUUGCAUCUGUGCUAUUGACAGUACCAGAUAAGGAACACUGAUUCGCAUGAUAGUCAUCCGGAGCCGAAAACAAGACAAUUUCUACCAAGUGAGCCGGCAUCGCAGUAAAAGGCCUGUGAUAUCUACAAGAUGCAGCACUGCUUUUAUAUAGCGCGGAACUCUGUGCCACCACGCCUUAAGCUUCUGCUGUAUUAGAUUGCACCCCAAAGAUAAACAAGCGACACAGCGCUUCGAGAAUCUGAAGCAUAUACGGUUGGUGGAGAGAGUUAUGAUGUGCUGCCGCCAAUGAACCUAGAUUGGAGGAGAAACCGUUGGAAGACGUAUGUUCUUUAACUUCUGAUGUAUGCCUUAAUCGGGAUGCGCGACGUGUAAUGAGAACGAGAUCUCGAGGAAUAAAGUUUCUUAUUAUACACCUUACCAAUCCUUCGCCUACCACCUACCACUCCUCACACCAUGUCCGAUAAGCCCACAUACAUUUACAAGCUCGUUCCAUACACUGCACCCGUUCCCGACGAGCUCCCAGAGCGACUCCCGGUCAGCGAUAUCGACCAGAAUUCGGGCUUCAUCCACUUGUCUACUGCACCACAAGUCCCGAACACACUCAAGUUUUUUUUUGGCAACGAUCCAAAGGUCUACAUUCUCCGCCUCAGUUACGAGCCAUUGGAGAAAAAUAUCCGCUGGGAGGAUCCAAAAGCGGAGGUGUGUGGCCCACGGGGCGGUGAGGGCAUGUUUCCCCAUCUGUACAAUGGAUUGAAACUCGGAAAAGACGAGAUCGAGAGUGUGCAGACAUGGGAGAAGGGAGACGGAGGAUGGGACGAAGCGUUGAAGAAAGCAGAGUCCUGGCUUGUUUACUGAUUACUAAGCACAACGGACAUGUAUUCAUGUUAUCAUUAACCCAGUCCACUACAAUCGGCCACUAUGUCAAUGUAACUUUUGAGAGCCUCGGCAUAAAUAACUAGUCAAGCAAUAUAAUCAUAACAGUGUAGACACAAGAAAUGUAAUUAAAUUUACAC
Molecule: messenger RNA, 1590 nt
Organism: Fomitiporia mediterranea MF3/22
Lineage: Eukaryota; Fungi; Basidiomycota; Agaricomycetes; Hymenochaetales; Hymenochaetaceae
Exons: 5
Coding region: 1031-1432 (133 amino acids)
Source: RefSeq, a predicted model, not a curated record